UUGUAAGUUUACGCAGUUUGUUUUGUUAAUUUUCGUCAAAUCUUAUCCCCCUAGCUUUUAUUUAUUUCUACUCAAAACAUUAAAUUAUACAAAAUGUCCAGUGAGAACCUAUUUGAAGAAGAUUUUUCAGAAGAAAUUAUUACUGAAUUGGAACAGGAGUAUGUACCGGAAUCUCUUAAUGCAGAUCGUGACGAAACAAAUGAAGAUGGUCUUAAUGUCCCUGAAUCCAGUAGCGCAGAAAUUGAAUCAAAUAAAGAUGAUAACAAGAUAAAUCCAACAACAACCGAUCAGAAGCUAUUUCAACUGCCUUUAACACGCAUCCGCAAUAUUAUGAAAUUGGAUCCUGACUUACAUAUAGCAUCUAAUGAAGCCGUAUUUUUAGUUACGCGUGCAACGGAAUUAUUCAUUGAAUCCCUUGCCCAGGAAUCGUACAAUUUUACUCUUGAAUCGAAAAAGAAAACUAUACAGAAACGUGAUGUUGAUUUAGCAAUAGACGCAGUUGAUAGUCUUAUGUUUUUGGACGGUGCGAUGACAUUUUAAAAUUCUACUUUCUUUCCAUUCUUAAUUACCAAUAUUUUCAAAUAAAUACAAAAAAUAAAACAUUUUUUUGUUUGCUUUUUUUAAA
Molecule: messenger RNA, 625 nt
Organism: Lucilia cuprina (Australian sheep blowfly)
Lineage: Eukaryota; Metazoa; Arthropoda; Insecta; Diptera; Calliphoridae
Gene: PolE4
Product: DNA polymerase epsilon subunit 4
Exons: 2
Coding region: 94-540 (148 amino acids)
Cellular component (GO): nucleus; epsilon DNA polymerase complex
Molecular function (GO): protein heterodimerization activity
Source: RefSeq, a predicted model, not a curated record